Molecule: messenger RNA, 925 nt
Organism: Lymnaea stagnalis (great pond snail)
Lineage: Eukaryota; Metazoa; Mollusca; Gastropoda; Lymnaeidae
Source: the annotation of a GenBank genome assembly
AUGAACUUACCAAACGCAGUGCUAGUGUGUUUUACUGCCGCCAACCACUCAGAUGACCUGCAUAAGAGAAUAGUAAAUGGCGAGGCAGUGACCUCAAGGGCUUACCCUUACCAAGCCUCGCUACAGAUCUACCAAUACGAAGAAUGGCAUCACAUCUGCGGAGCUUCCAUCAUAGGGGACAACAAGGUAUCUAUUUAUGGCAUCGGAAAAAUGGUAUCUAUUUUUUGGCUGAGGGAUUCAAAGCAAGAUAACUUGAUUUUUUAAAAGUGAUAUUGGGGGAGGGGGGUAUUGAACAAUAGCUGAAAUAGUGAACAUGUUGGGUUCUUGCUUAAAAUCUCAUCUUUAAAUCUAUGAACAUUUUAAAAGAUUUUUUUUGUGAUGGUUUAGGGAUGGGGCUGUAGGGUAACGAAUCAACCCCUAGGGAUGUCAUUUUUAAGAGGAGGGAAUAAACAAAACUUUGGCGGCUUGUGAAGUUGUUUAUUGUUGUCGAGGCAAUACAGUACGUAUCAAUUUUAAUAAAACCAGCAAAUUCGGGGGGAGUGGGGGAAUGCCCCCCGUCCCUACCAAAAUAACGCUCUUGAUCAAGUCCACUGAAUAUUGUAUAAUGCAUUGAAACUCAUCUUAUCUGUGUGAAGCAAAAGGGAUUUAGCCAUUGAUUUGCUUUCAGUUGCUGACAGCUGCGCAUUGUUUUGGAGAAGAAGACGACGACGAGGACGACUACGCUGUUUUGCUUGGUACACUGAACUUGGACGACGUAGACAAGUCUGCCCAGUUUAUAAGAGUUCGAUCGUUCAAAAGACAUCCUGGCUUUAAAGUUAACUUGAGCCUGGGCUACCCCGAUGACAUAGCCAUCGUUCUGUUGGACAGCCUGAUCGAAUUCAACGAUCACGUCCAGGUGAUUUUGAACUUGCCAUUUGUUAUUUGA